UCUUCGUCAUGAGAGUUUUUCUCCUAUAUUUUGACGCUGUUGAAGCUCGGAUAAAUCAUCUCAUCCACCAUAGAUUUCAUUCACUCACCGGUUGCUCUAAUUCGCCUGCGUUAUUAUCAGAACAUUGGAAACCCAUUAACAGAACCCAACUUGAAACCCUGAUUCUCCAGCAGUAUAGUCAUGGAAAAUUCUAUAACCUCGUAAAAAACGUUAUAUCCACUCCCAGUGUACUUCUCACUGCUUGCGAAAACCUUAGGGCGAAGAAUCAUGGUGGAACUUCUUCCUCCGAUUCGUCUUCUCUUAUUGACUCGGUCUCAAAGAGGUUCUCGGUCAAAGAAAUGGCUCGUGAACUUAGAGAAGAACGAUUUGAUGUCGAAUCUUGUUGCAUUACGGUGUUGCCAUCAAGAAAGAAAGGUGAGUCCUUGGUUCUUCCAAACCUGAAUCUGAAAGUGGUUGUUGAAGCAGUUCGGAUGGUUUUGGAGGUUGUUUAUGACAAGCGUUUCGCAACCUUUGCUUAUGGAGGGCGUGUGGGUAUGGGGAGGCACACUGCAAUUAGGUAUCUUAAGAGUUCUGUAGAAAACCCCAGUUGGUGGUUUAGGAUUAGGUUUAGUCCGCACAUGUUUUGUGAUCACCAUUUUCGAAAACUGAGUUUGAUUAUGGAAGAAAAAAUAGAAGAUAAACUAUUGACUAAUCUUAUUAAGAGGUUGCUUGAGUCUGAAGUUUUACGAAUUGAAUUUGGUGGUUGUUCUAUGGGAAGAGGUUUUCCUCAAGAAAGUGCCUUAAGUGCCAUUCUCAUUAAUGUUUUCUUCAAUGGUCUUGAUAAAGAAAUCCAAGAUAUCCGUCUCAGGAUGGAUGAGGAAAAUCCAAAACUUGAUUCUAAUGAACUUUUAUCUUCAUCUAAUGUUUUCCGUAAACAUAUAAGGGUUUAUGCAAUUAGGUAUUUGGAUGAAAUACUGGUUAUAACGUCUGGCUCAAAAAUGCUGACUAUGGAUUUGAAGAAUCAGAUUGUGAAGUUUUUGGAAGGGAAAUUGGAGCUAAAGGUUGAUAAAUUAAAUACUGUAAUCCACAGUGCUGUCUCAGAGAAGAUUGAUUUUCUAGGGGUGGAGCUUCAGGCAGUUCUUCCUUCGGUUUUGCAUCCCCCCAUGUCAGAAAAAGCAAUUAGAGCUCGGAAGAAGUACCUUAAACAGAAAGAGGCAAAAGCCUUGGAAUUGAGAAAUGCUAGAGAGACCAAUAGGAAGAAACUUGGGUUGAAAAUUUUAAAUCAUGUCUUCAAGAAGUUGAAGCAGUCUAAUGGUUUCAAGUUUGAUUUUCAUAUUGAGACAGAGGUCAGAGAUAUCUUCAGAGCUUGGGGAGAGGAAGUGGUACAAGAGUUCCUUGGGUCUUUGGAGGAGCGUCAGAAUUGGCACCGACUACUUUCUGCAGGUGAUUUUUUCUAUUUAAAAUCCAUUAGGGAUCAAUUGCCCCAUGACCUUGUGGAUGCUUAUGACCAAUUCCAAAUGCAAGUUGACAAGUACUUGAGUCCAGUCAAAAUCAGAAAAGCUUUAGAGGAAGAAAAACAACAUGUAGAAGAAAAAGAGAUGAAAAAGUACUCAGAGAGUACGGUGGAAGAUUUGACAAAAUUGUGUAUGAAAGUUGCUGCACCCAUGCACCUAGUUAGAAAAGCUGUUAAAAUGGCUGGAUUUACAAAUUCUAUGGGGCGUCCAAGACCAAUCAAGUUGCUUAUCCCUUUGGAUGAUACUGAUAUUAUCAAGUGGUAUGCUGGCAUAGGACAGAGGUGGCUUGAUUUCUUUUGCUGUUGCCGUAAUUUCAAAAUGGUGAAAACAGUUGUAAGUUAUCACUUAAGGUUUUCUUGUUUAUUAACACUAGCAGAAAAGCAUGAAUCCACCAAACGAGAGGCCAUUAAGCAUUAUAGUAAAGAUUUGAAAAUAUCUGAUGCAAAUGGCAUGGAAGAAAUCUACUUUCCCACAGAAAGGGAGAUUAAAAUGAUGGGUGAUAAAAAUCUUUCAGAUCCAAAACCUGUAGAUGGUGUUCUAUCCAUGGCCUUGAUCAGAUUGGUUUCUGAUGAGCAGUUUGCAUGUUCUUGUAUAGCUCAUUUUUGUGAUAGAAUGGAUGUUGUUAUUUAUCGUAUUCGGUUACUACAAAACCGCUUGAAUGUGAAUCCAUUAAAUGAAGAAAAAUGGGUUCCAAGAAUGGGAGCUAUUCAUGAAAGCUUGAACAAGAAGUGUCUCCCACUUUGUUCUGACCAUGAAGAAAUCAAAUUCGUUUUUCUUUCUUGAUGCAAGGGAUCAUUGAAACUGCAAGGCUAGCUACCUUUCCUGUGAAAACUCUGCUCUUCAACAAGUUGCAGGCUUCAUCCAUUUCUUCAUACUGUCAUAAUGUGAGACUCAAGACUUUCCCGUCAAAACUCUGCUCUUUUUCAUUUUUGGUGGACAGUAGUUCCUUAGUUUUGCCAAUGACUUGUGCAAGUAAAAAAGCAUAUACAAUUGAGUUGACUACUGAAUGCAGGGAUUUGUCAUUUUGUCUUAUAUAAAAUUUAAAUUG
Messenger RNA from Nelumbo nucifera (sacred lotus), 2541 nucleotides. Its product is annotated as RNA-directed DNA polymerase (reverse transcriptase). NCBI's taxonomy places the organism in Eukaryota, Viridiplantae, Streptophyta, Magnoliopsida, Proteales, Nelumbonaceae. The record is from RefSeq and is a predicted model, not a curated record. Gene Ontology annotation, biological process: mitochondrial mRNA processing; homing of group II introns. Gene Ontology annotation, cellular component: mitochondrion. Gene Ontology annotation, molecular function: RNA-directed DNA polymerase activity.